UAUUCCUCUUUCCUUCCUAUUCUCGAACUUUCUCUCCUCCGUUUUCAUUUCAGGUUUUGUUUCAAUCAAAAUCGAAAAUUUCGUUCUUGUUUCUUCUUGGGGUGAAGAGGACUAACGUCUUUUUUCAUUUAAAUCAUUGGCUAAAUCGAAUUCUGAUCCACCAUGGCUGCCAAGAUUCUUGCGAACUUAAUUGUAAUGGGAUCGGGUAUAUUGGCUCGGGCUGUUGUUCAGGCAUACCGUCAAGCACUUGCAAAUGCUGCUAAAUCUGGUGUUACUCACGAGACACUACAAAACGCUGCCCGUAAAGCUGGUAAAGCCAUGACAGAGCAAGAAGCUAGGCAGAUUCUCGGUGUAAGCGAGAAUGCCAAUUGGGAGGAGAUAAUGAAGAAGUAUGACCAUUUAUUCGAGAAGAAUGCCAAGGUCGGCAGCUUCUACCUUCAGUCAAAAGUUCAUUGGGCUAAGGAGUGCUUAGAAGCUGCCCAUCAAGCCAAAGGAGAAGGCACCUCCCCUAGUUAAGAUUUCGACCAGGUUUACUCGUUUCGUUUCACAUACGGAUGCCUGUUUGUAAAUUAACUCUGACAAAAAUGGUCGCAAAUAUUUGAAUCAUAUGCACCAGCCUCUCCGGCUUCAAACACCGAUUCAUUCAAAUUUUGUGUCAAUGUUAUAUAGUUGAGUGUUGCAAGUAAUAACAAAGCUUUUGUUAGGCUGUCGUAUUGU
Hibiscus syriacus is the source of this 717-nucleotide messenger RNA. Its product is annotated as mitochondrial import inner membrane translocase subunit PAM16 like 2-like. Bases 163 to 516 code for a protein of 117 amino acids. Gene Ontology annotation, cellular component: TIM23 mitochondrial import inner membrane translocase complex. The transcript has 4 exons. Gene Ontology annotation, biological process: protein import into mitochondrial matrix. NCBI's taxonomy places the organism in Eukaryota, Viridiplantae, Streptophyta, Magnoliopsida, Malvales, Malvaceae. The record is from RefSeq and is a predicted model, not a curated record.